Molecule: messenger RNA, 1119 nt
Organism: Schistocerca americana (American grasshopper)
Lineage: Eukaryota; Metazoa; Arthropoda; Insecta; Orthoptera; Acrididae
Product: esterase B1-like
Exons: 6
Coding region: 1-1119 (372 amino acids)
Source: RefSeq, a predicted model, not a curated record
AUGGAGUUCCUGAGGAAGAAUAAGGCAGUGAUUGAUAUAGAAAGGGGUAUCUGUACAAUCCGAGUAGGUGAACAGGAGGUAACGCUGCAAUUGUUGCGCGGCAAGGUCAAAAGAGUCAACACUGAGCACAAAGUUAAGGGGGACGACGUGUUUGUCACGGUGGAGACGGGUGCCCUCAGGGGUGUUGUGUCGACGUCGCUCAACGGCACGCUCUACAGCAAGUUCGUCGGCAUCCCCUUCGCCACCCCGCCGCUCGGUGACCUCCGCUUCAGGGCACCAACGCCGGCGGCCAGCUGGACUGGAACGCGAGAUGCGCUGACCUACGGCUCGAGGUGCCCUCAGAAAGGUCGUGGCUCUGAGGAUUGCCUGUACGGCAACGUGUACGUGCCCCUGGUGAACGACAGCUCUCCACUGGCCGUGAUGGUCAAUAUCCACGGUGGCGGCUACACGACGGGUUCCUCCAGAUUUAGGAGGCCGGAUUUCUUCAUGGACAAGGGGGUUCUGCUGGUCACAUUCAACUAUCGCCUCGGUUCUGUUGGUUUCCUGAGCCUGCGGAACGACGACAUUCCUGGCAACGCUGGCCUGAAAGACCAGGUGUUCGCCCUGCAGUGGGUGCAGCGCAACAUCGCGGCCAUCGGCGGCGACCCAGACAAGGUCACCAUCUUCGGGGAGAGCGAAGGUGGUUCCUCCACGUCACACUUGUUCCUCUCCCGGCGUCCGAAGGUGAGUCUCACCCAGAGUCUGUUCCGUGGAGCGAUCAUGGAGAGCGGCGUAGCGAAUGGCAACUGGAGCGUGGAGCCGAGCCCCAGAGAGAAGGCGUACCGCCUGGCGGCGGCGCUCGGCUUCCAGACGCAGGGCGCCAAUGAUUCCGCCAUAGCUGCCUUCCUGAGGGAGGCCGACCACACAGACCUCACGAGGGACAACAGCCGGGCCCUCUCAGACUUCGAGAAGCCAACCCACAAGGGGAUCGCCUUUUCGCCCGUUAUUGAGCCGCAGUCGGACACGGCGGUUGUCACCGAGUCUCCAGGAGACAUCCUGAGGGACGGCCGCUACAACCAGGUCGCCGUCAUGGCGGGCGUCACUUCCGCAGAUGGCAGCGUCAUUGUUGAAUGUACGUAG